GUUAAAAGUUCCUUAUUACCAAAAUUUAGGAGCAUAUUACCAUCCCACUCGAUUCCUUGAGCAUACUUUAAUUCAAAAUUCGAAACAACAAUGUCAGCAUCUACGCUCUCCAUCAGCGCCAACCCGGCGGUGUCCGCUCGUCGCCGACAUGUCCUCCUCGCCGAAAAUAAAUCCAACAUCGAGUCCUUGGCCGCCGAACCCAACCCUAAUGGCGUAAAUGUCGGGGAUGAUAAGGUCUCCGGCGCCGCUAACACUGCCGGUCACAGCAGAGAUCUUAGCCACCAUUCCAUCCGUGGCGAGGCGUUAAAGGACUCCAUGCAGGCGAGAAAAGUCACUGUUGGUCAAAACACGAACGUUCCGUUGCGGCGAACACGGAAGGGAGCGGUCAACAAGUCCGAGAAACCCCGGUGGCUGACUGCGGUUAGUAUUUUUAUUAAGAAUUUAGUACUUUUACUUGUUUUGGCUGGGUUAGUUCAAAUUGUUAGGAGAUUGGCUUUGAAAUCUGGGAAAGGUAGUAGCGUUGGAACGCAGGUCAGCUUAACAGAAUUUGAGGGUAGGGUUGCUGAGGUUGAGACUUUUUUGAAGACUACUGCUAAAAUGAUCCAGGUUCAGGUAGAUGUUGUUGAUCGGAAAAUUGAAUAUGAAAUAGGUGGGUUAAGGAGGGAAUUGAAUGAGAAAAUUGAUGACCGAAGUGUGGAAUUGGAGAAUUCAUUGAAAAAAUUGGAAGAAAAGAGUGAAGGAUUUGAUAAGUCCUUAAGCGAAUUGAAGAAUAUGAAUUUGUUGACAAAUGUAGAGUUUGAGAAGAUGUAUGGAAAAAUGUUGAAAGAGAAGGUUGGAAAUGGUAAGACUGAAACAGCUGUGAGUUUGAGCGAUAUAGGAGCCUAUGCAAGAGAGAUCGUCAAGAAUGAGAUUGAGAAGCAUGCCUCGGAUGGGCUUGCAAGGGCCGAUUAUGCUUUGUCUUCUGGUGGAGGAAAGGUUGUUAAGCAUUCUGAUCCCUUUCUUGCUGGAAAGGGAAACAACUGGUUUUUGAAAGGUAGUCAAACUGUGGUUCAUCCUGAUGCAGACAAGAUGUUGAAGCCUAGUUUUGGGGAGCCAGGGCAGUGCUUUCCAUUAAAAGGAAGUAAUGGGUUUAUUCAGAUUAAGCUGCGCACGGCUAUUAUUCCUAAGGCUAUUACUCUGGAACAUGUUGCCAAGAGUGUGGCAUAUGAUAGAUCCAGUGCACCCAAGGAUUGUCGUGUCUCUGGCUGGAUGCAAGGUCGUGAUCUUAAUUUACCAGUUGACACCAAUAAGAUGUUUCUUUUGGUAGAAUUCAUGUACGACCUUGAGAAGAGUGCCGCUCAGACCUUUGAUGUAUUGGAUGCGGCUGGUGUUGGCAUUGUUGACACAGUUAGGCUAGAUUUCUCUUCCAACCAUGGAAGCACUUCACAUACCUGCAUUUACCGGUUGAGGGUGCACGGUGAAGUGCCUGACUCCGUUUCAAUGGUAAAACUGCAGCCUUGAGGUACAUCACGCUUUUUGUAUCUGCAUUACUCAUGUAAUUGUUAUUCUCCUCUGUAUUUAAUUAAAUAGUAUUUAAGUCAUUUAUAUCGGUACAAAUUCCUUCUGUUAAGGUUUUAUUCUGUGUAGCAAAUGAGUGUCAAUCUACUUGUAUUUU
Molecule: messenger RNA, 1654 nt
Organism: Hibiscus syriacus
Lineage: Eukaryota; Viridiplantae; Streptophyta; Magnoliopsida; Malvales; Malvaceae
Product: SUN domain-containing protein 1-like
Exons: 2
Coding region: 91-1500 (469 amino acids)
Biological process (GO): nuclear envelope organization
Cellular component (GO): nuclear envelope
Molecular function (GO): protein-membrane adaptor activity
Source: RefSeq, a predicted model, not a curated record